Papaver somniferum (opium poppy) is the source of this 1087-nucleotide messenger RNA. Its product is annotated as transcription initiation factor TFIID subunit 5-like. Gene Ontology annotation, biological process: transcription initiation at RNA polymerase II promoter. Bases 477 to 869 code for a protein of 130 amino acids. NCBI's taxonomy places the organism in Eukaryota, Viridiplantae, Streptophyta, Magnoliopsida, Ranunculales, Papaveraceae. Gene Ontology annotation, cellular component: transcription factor TFIID complex. The record is from RefSeq and is a predicted model, not a curated record. Gene Ontology annotation, molecular function: RNA polymerase II general transcription initiation factor activity. The transcript is spliced from 7 exons.
UUUGGUUCUUUGUUCUCCUCAGACUCUCUUGGGAACUAAGUAGAAAUUCGUAGAGAUCUUUCAGAAAUUCUCAGUCUGUUUGAACUCAAGUUAGGUCUGAACUCUUCAAUUAGACGAUGGAAGACGAAGAUAUAGAGAAAGCGGUAAUGGCAUAUUUGAAAAAGAAAAGGUUUUAAACAGACGGCACUACCAUUGCAAGAAGAACAAAGCAAGAGUUCUUCUUCCAAUAUUUCAAAUACUGAUCCUGAUGUUUCCAAACAACUUCUCUCCUUCUCUGAGUCGGAAAACGAUCCUGCACGGUACCAGGACGGCUACAGCAAGUUAAGGUCAUGGACAUACGGUUCAUUAGAUCUUUACAAGCAUGAAUUGCUGCGAGUGCUUUAUCCAGUAUUUAUCCAUUGUUUUAUGGAUCUUGUGGCAAAAGGGCAUACACGGGAAGCUCGAACUUUUUUAGCAGCUACAGCGAAGACCAUGAGAUGAUGCACUUGAGGGAUCUUCAAAAGCUGGAAGGCAUUCUUUCUCCCUCACAUCUGGAGGAAAUGGAAUUUGCUCAUUCUCUUAGGCAGAGCAAAGUGAAGAUUAAGAUAUGUCAGUACUCGCACGAGCUGCUGGUGCAAUAUCUACAGAAACCCCAGUCCUCGAAAAUGUUUGGAAUAAUCAAUGAGCAUAUAACUUUCGAAGUUUCUCCUGGACAGCCAAGCUCGAUAUCUGAUGAAACGGAGGUAGUAACUCUAAUUGGAAUCAGCCAGGAUACAGCCAAACAGAUAAUGAGAAAGGUUAUCAUUAAGCCGCACCGGUCUUUGUUAACUGAAUCAGUGGUUGAAAGUGAGUUUGAGAUAAACAAAAAUGGAUACAAUGAGUCACGUUAGUGAUUGACUCGUAGGAUUCUAUAACGAUUCACAUGUGUAUAUAUUUUUUAAAAUUUGUUGGACGCGAAUCGAAUAUCCUUAUCUUUGAUUAGGAUGAGUCGGUCGUGAUCACGUACUAUCGUUUUUUUUCCUAGCUGCGAUCAUGUAUAACACAUUAUGUAAACAGCGGUGUUUCAUUUUUUUUCGGUCGGCCGUUGUCACUGUGUGGCAGCGGUGUU